AUGAAUGAGAUACACCUGACAUGGAUGAUAAUUCUUGAGCCUUUUGCUGUUGAUAAUCCAUUGUCUCUUGUUGAAGUUAAUAAAUAUGUGUUUGAAGGCCUGCCAUCUUUGGUGGACGUUGGGGGUGGCACCGGCACGGUUGCUAGGUCCAUUGCCAAAGCCUUCCCCAACUUAAAGUGCACUGUUCUUGAUCUCCCACAUGUGGUUGCCAACCAAGAGCAAACUCAGAACUCGGACUUCGCUGCAGCAGAUAUGUUAGAGGAGGUACCACCAGCCAAUGCAAUCUUACUCAAGUGGAUUCUCCAUGACUGGAGCGAUGAAGACUGUGUGAAGAUACUCAAGAACUGCAAAAAGGCCAUUCCAGGAAGAGACAAAGGGGGAAAAGUGAUUAUCAUAGACAUGGUGAUGAAGAGCCAGUUAGAAAAUCAUGAGUCAGUUGAAGCCCAGAUAUGUUUGGACAUGCAGAUGAUGUUGGUUCUUUAUGGUGCCAAAGAAAGAACUGAGAAAGACUGGGCAAUACUCUUCUGGGAUGCUGGUUUCAACAGCUAUAAAGUCUUUCCAGUGUUGGGUACAAGGGGUCUCAUUGAGGUUAAUCCCUAA
Molecule: messenger RNA, 600 nt
Organism: Coffea eugenioides
Lineage: Eukaryota; Viridiplantae; Streptophyta; Magnoliopsida; Gentianales; Rubiaceae
Product: myricetin O-methyltransferase-like
Exons: 4
Coding region: 1-600 (199 amino acids)
Biological process (GO): methylation
Molecular function (GO): S-adenosylmethionine-dependent methyltransferase activity; O-methyltransferase activity
Source: RefSeq, a predicted model, not a curated record